UUCAGCCCGCGUCAGGUGAUUGGUCGGUCGUUUUAGCCGUACUCUGAACUUAGCUAACGCCAUGUAGCAUCAACCCCGGCUGCAAGACGAAACUUAUCUAUUCGUACCUCUUUUCAGCAGAUUAAUAAAUAAAGUUCCAGUUAAACGUGUCAGGAAGCAGCACUUUGUCUCCAACAUGUCUUAUGGCAACGCAGAGUUCCGCCCUGUCCCCAGGGACUUCAGCUCCCUCAUUCAGACCUGCACCUCCAACAUCCAGAGGAUCACACAGAACACUGCUCAGAUCAAGACCAUGGUUAGCCAUCUGGGAACCAGCCAGGACAGCAGUGAACUUCAAGAUCGUCUGCAGCAGAUACAGCACUACACUAACCAACUCGCAAAAGAAACCAACAAUCACCUGAAGGAGUUGGGCUCAAUCCCUCUGCCCUUAUCCCCCUCAGAACAGCCAGGAGGACUUCAGUCCGAUGACGACCCAGGCGGAGGAAGUUGGUGUCACGGAGGAGGACCUUGAACUAAUCAAGGAGAGAGAAACCAACAUCAGGCAGCUGGAGUCGGACAUCAUGGACGUGAACCAGAUUUUUAAAGAUCUGGCAGUUAUGAUUCAUGACCAGGGAGAGAUGAUUGAUAGCAUUGAGGCAAACGUGGAGAACGCUGAAGUUCAUGUGGAGCGAGGAGCAGAGCAGCUCCAGAGGGCUGCCUACUACCAGCAAAAGUCCAGGAAGAAGAUGUGCAUCCUCGCCUUAGUUUUCUCCAUCGCACUUGCCAUACUUAUCGCCAUCAUCGUCUGGUUGUCUAAGUGAGCCAGAAUUAAAAUGUUCCUUUUUAUUUUGUCCCAUCCCAACAACGAGAACCUGCCUGGAAUCACAAACUUAACAAAAAAAAAAAAAGAACAAAAAUCAGAUCUCUGUAACAAAAUCUGCAACAUUGAUCCUCGGAGGGUUUGUUGGUUUGAACAUCUUGAAGUCAAAAGUCUGCUGAUCUGUAAGAAGCUCCAGUGGUGGAAUGAAGUGGUGUAAAGGAGCAAUUAGCUUUUUCAAAUUCCUGACAUUUCCCCACUUCUUAUUUCUCAUUUCCUGCACUAACACUUGCUGUCAUUGUAUUUCAAAUGUAAAUAUAAAUUCCUGUGAAUAACUUAAAGAUGUGCAGCUUGUACUCUGUAAUGUUUGUUUUUUGGAUCAGUAACUUGGUAGAACCACAGGUCAUGUCGUUUCUCUGUCCCCUCGCUGUGCUGCAGCAGGGUGGGUGGUGGGAUGUUCAACGCUUCACACAUUAACUAGAAAAGUACAUUUCAAUGAAUACUCUAAUGAACAUAUGCAUAUUAUAUGAUAAAUUCUGAAAUGUUUUAAGUUUAUUUCUAUGACUCUUGACAGUAUAUGCACAAUAAAUGUCUUAA
Messenger RNA from Nematolebias whitei (Rio pearlfish), 1390 nucleotides. RefSeq names its product syntaxin 12 (gene stx12). Gene Ontology annotation, cellular component: synaptic vesicle; synaptic vesicle membrane; endomembrane system. NCBI's taxonomy places the organism in Eukaryota, Metazoa, Chordata, Actinopteri, Cyprinodontiformes, Rivulidae. Gene Ontology annotation, biological process: intracellular protein transport; vesicle-mediated transport; vesicle fusion. The record is from RefSeq and is a predicted model, not a curated record. Gene Ontology annotation, molecular function: SNARE binding; SNAP receptor activity.